Dermatophagoides pteronyssinus (European house dust mite) is the source of this 2433-nucleotide messenger RNA. RefSeq names its product general transcription and DNA repair factor IIH helicase subunit XPD-like. NCBI's taxonomy places the organism in Eukaryota, Metazoa, Arthropoda, Arachnida, Sarcoptiformes, Pyroglyphidae. The record is from RefSeq and is a predicted model, not a curated record.
AUGGUUGUGUUUAACAUUGAAGAAUUAAAAAUUUUCUUUCCAUAUGACUAUAUAUAUCCGGAGCAGUAUGUUUAUAUGCGACAUCUCAAAACUACCCUUGACACCAAAGGACACGGUGUGCUUGAGAUGCCAACAGGAACCGGAAAAACUGUGUGUAUUAUGUCUUUAUACUCAUCUUAUCAAUUAGAAUAUCCAGAAAAACUGGAAAAGUUUUACUUUUGCACUCGAACUAUUGGUGAAAUGAACAAAGCAUUGUUUGAGUUGCGAUGUGUUCUUAAAUAUCGAUUAAAAAUUCUUGUUACGGAGUUUCUCGAAAUAGACAAAAUUGAUGAAAAGUGCCGUAGUUUAACCGUUCCUUGGGUUCGUGAACGUUUUUACGAUAAGAAAAUUCCAAACGUACGCAAAGCUUAUGAUUACCCCGGCUCGAAUAUGAAAUUGAAAAAAUCUUUUGACGCCGAUGAAUCCGAAAAAAGUUUGGAAGCUAAUAACUAUGUACACGACAUUGAAGAUCUGUAUAACAAGAUAUACUCGAAAACAGAGUGCUCGUUGUGCCCUUGGUAUGAAAGUUUCAAGUUAUUUUGGAUUCCCGAAAACCUGCCGAACGAUGUAUAUACUAUAGAUGAUAUGAAAAUUAUCAGUCCUGACCCGCUACGAUCUCGUUUUUGUCCUUAUUAUGCCACGAGAGAAUUAAACAACAUAGCCCAAAUCGUGGUUUUGAAUUAUCAAUAUGUUUUAGAUCCUAAGGUCAGUCGUGUAGCGAUGGGUUAUGAAUAUUCUACUAUGAACCCACUUGCACUCAACAAAGUGAAUGGACAAUUGAGCGAUCAAGUUUGUGCUAUCAAAAAACCUCACGCCAUCGUGUUUGACGAAGCGCACAACAUAGACAACGUAUGCAUAGAAGCGCUUACAAUUAAAAUAUCUUCUGUCGAUAUUGAGCAAGCUAAAAUUUCCAUAAAGAAACUACAGAAGUUAAUUGAGGAGAACGAGCUGCAGGAAACAAACAAGUUGACUGAACAGCUCAUAAAAAGUGUAACGGCAGAACAAGAAGAGCAAUACGCCAAAAUGGUUAAUGAAUUCUUGAAUUCGCCGCUCUUGCCUGAAGAACAAAGCAAACUCAGCAAAACAAUUCCCGGAACGAUCCGAAAAAACCGAUUGUUUUUGAAUAAUUUAUUGAUGAUGAUCGUUUACUUAGACUCAUACGUUAAAGUAGUUACUGUAAACAUUGAAGGUCCUUUGAUGUUUUUGAAAAAAGUCGAAGAUACGCUUUCAAUAGAAGCAUCCACCCUUUCCUUGUAUUCCGAGCGUUUGAAAAACUUGCUCUCCUAUUUAAAAAUUACAAAUUUUAAUGAAUAUAGUAGUUUAACUAAAAUAACAGACUAUUGUACGCUAGUAUCUACAUAUUAUAAAGGUUUCAUUUUAAUUACAGACCCAUACCCAGAGGCGCCAGGAAUUUAUGAUCCCAUAUCUCAACUAGCGUGCAUAGACUCAUCUUUGUCUAUGAAACCUGUUUUAGACAGGUUUCAGUCUGUAAUGCUUACAAGUGGAACUAUAAGCCCGCUUAAUUUAUAUCCAAAAAUACUAAAGUUUGUGCCCACGAUUCUUCAAAGCUUAAACAUGUCUCUCGAGCGCGAGUGUAUUUGUCCAAUCAUAGUGAGCAAAGGAUCGGACAAUAUCCCGCUAAGUUCAGUGUUCGAACUUAGAGAUGACGUGUCUGUGAUCCAGCAAUACGGUCGUCUUAUAACGGAUUUAUGUGAAAUAAUUCCUGAUGGAAUAGUUUUAUUUUUUACAUCAUACGCAUAUAUGGAAAACGUGCUGAGUCAUUGGAACAGCGACGGGGUUAUUGAUAAGAUAUUAGCUAACAAGCUGAUAUUCAUGGAAACGAAAGACUCAUUGACAACAUCGUUAACGCUAGACUCUUACAAAAAAGCUUGUGAUAUUGGACGAGGCGCAAUAUUUAUGUCGAUCGCUAGAGGAAAAGUUGCAGAAGGUAUAGAUUUUGAUAGGCACUAUGGAAGAGCUGUAAUUUUGAUUGGGGUUCCAUAUCAAUACACACUUAGCCACGUAUUGAAAAGUCGGCUUUUGUUUUUAAAGGUUCAGUAUCAAAUAGACGAAGGUGAGUUUUUGGCGUUUGACGCUAUGAGACAAGCGAGCCAAUGCUUAGGUAGAGUUAUUAGAAACAAACUGGAUUACGGGUUAAUGAUUUUGGCGGACUACAGAUAUGCAAAAAACGACAAGCUAACAAAGCUUCCUGAAUGGGUUAAAGCUAACCUCACAUCGGACAGAGUUAACAUUAUAGCGGAUCACGCAAUUUCAUUAUCAAAUAAUUUUUUACUUGAGAUGAGUCAGCCCCAUGUUCAGUCAUUGAAAACGCGUCUCAACCAAGCUGCGUUGACAAAGUUAUCGCUCUUAGGAAAUAAAGCCACAAAUAAAUAA